GAGUGAAAAUCAUGUAAACAACAUGGUUGACAACGUUGCUGUCAUGAUCGGAUAAUACACUAAGAAGUGCACGGGUGCUUUGGUACCAUGUCCAUUAUAUCCAUGUCCCGUCUUAAUUUCUAAUCAAACUGGCACACUUUCAAUUUUGAAUUACGUCCAUUGUCAUAAUCCCCGAGGUCCAAGUAGACAGAUUAGACAUGGCUUUGAAAGGGCAGGGGUCGCCCGGUCAAACGGAUACAUUUGACGGUAUUCGAAAUGGGAAUGAACCUAGCGGCCAGGGACCUACAAUACUCUCCGAUAACAACGAGCUCUCCUACAUUGUGUAUGAACACGACCCAGACUUGAUUGUAGAGAUUGACAUCCCCCUUGAUGAUAACGAACCCGUCAUAAAUGGUCACUCGAGGGGACCAACAGGUACUAAUAUACAUGUAUCAGGUGGUCAUUCUACCAGGAAGACUUCAUCCAAGGCCAAGUCAAACUCACCGGUGAAAACAAGAGGACGUCCAAUCCAAUCUCACGAGAUGGAACCAUUCCUUAGUGUAGAUAAUCUACCACCCGAGAAACGGGCGUCCCAGACAGUGAACUCUGGGAGCUCCAAGUCUCGUCGGAAGAUAAAAUCCUCUCCUGGUCCAGGAAAUCGUUCCUCGUUGUCCGGUCACUCUCCUUACGGUUCUCCUGCCUUCUUCCUCAGGAAUGGUAGACUGACGCCUGCAUCAUCUGUGUUCGUCACUCGGGAGGAUUCACCGAAAAAAUUAAACCACUGCAUCAAGAACCCAUUCAAACACUCUGUAAACUACACAACAGACGACUUGAACAUUGAGCGAGGAAAGACAGCCGAGCAUUGUAAAUCACCCUCAGGUGAGAUGGCGCAGAGAACAGCCUUUGCCACCUUCCAUAUGGGCAAGGUCCUCGCAAAGAACAACACGGAAAGUCCACCAAACAAACAGGGAAAGCUGCUCAAGGGAAAUCCUCCACGUCCACGUUCUGAGCCAUCUCGCAGAUUGCAGCCUCUGAAGCCGGUGGCUAUAGGCAGCGGUCCUACCAUUAGACAGUGCCGUGGCAUUGUGGCAGAAACAAAGAGUUAUGGUGCCCCGCCUAAUCGGACACUGGCUCGUCGUCGGGAAAUUGUCCAACAGAUACCCAACAUUCAUGAGUAUCUGUAUGAACGCCCACACACUGUUGAAAGUAUUCAUCGUACGUCCGAGGCUUCCAGUGUAGACGAAAACCGGGACAACAAUGUCAAGGUGGACUUCUCUGACCUUGACCUGGCAGAGAGACUUGACAGAGCUACUCCUACACCUACUGACCGUAACGUACCUCUGGGUCCUCCUGUCAGCGCCGCCUCACAGGAGCGUCAGAAACGAGGAGAUGAGUCCCAAGACCCAAGAGUGUUUGCCACAGAAAUCAGCACCAGCAGAACGGUUCCAGAAACCACAGACAUCAGCGAAAUUACAGCUGAAGAAUUACACAACAAAUUGAAUCUACAAAAUACUUCCAGCAAUGCCAAAACUGAGAAUGUACAGUGGAGAGACACUGAUACAGACAUAGGAGUAAUUAGUGAAGAGAGUCCAGUGCUGUCCAGACCACAGACAGCUGGUAGUGGACAGGGUCAGUCUCCGACAGCUGACAACAAUGUCCAAACACAAUCACGGCCACAUACUGCUGGAAGUGAUCAACUCCAGUCCAGACCUCAGACAGCCAGUAAGUCUGUACGCUUUGCUGAAGAUCCCACCAAAGAAAAAAAGGGACAAAAAUCAGGGAAAGACACAUGUAAACCUAGUGACCUAAGUAACGGUGACAACAGGGAUGAUGACUCAGAUGACCAAGGUCGUCCUAGUAGUAGGGAUAAAGGUCAGAGAUCAGGUCAGGGUGAAAUCAGGUUAAUUUCAGCUGGAAAUGCAGGACGGAGUUCAGCAGAAAGUGACAAACGAACCUCUUCAUCAAAGAGUGACAAUCAAGGGAAACAACAAAGUUUGAAAUGUUUGCAAAGCGAUAGACUUGAAAAUAAAGAGAAGACAACUGUUAAGCAAACAGUGUGUUUAAGAUAUGAGAGGAGUAAAGAUUUCAAGAAACCCUCCACCCUUCAGAUACAGGCGGUGGGACAUGGAGGGCAAGUUCAUACACUUAUUUGUCCAGAGAGUCCCACUAGCAGAAGUAGGUCACCAAGUCCUCAAAGAAGGGGUCAUAGGUCACCGAGUCCACAGAACAGAGGUCAUAGGUCACCUAGUCCACAGCACAUAGGUCCAGGGUUACCAACCAAUCAGAAAAAUACAAAGCAAUCUAAACACAACAAGAGUAACCGACUUAUAAGACCAUCAUCAGCCAAUAUGUCAGCAAGGCAACAGACGACAUUCAGGGCACAAAAAUCCAGUAAUACGAAAGUUUGUUUUGAAGAGGACCGACCCCAACACAAAUCUAUAUUUGUUGAAAAUGAGGAUGGCGAUGAGUUGUAUGUAGGGAUCCGGGAAGACCAGGCUCUCACCUUUGAGGACAUUGAGGCUGAGCUGAGGGCACUACAGGAGGACAUUCAGGACAGACGUGUAGCUGAGGAACACAGGGAUGUACUACAGGACGACAGCAGUGAUGACAGCACUGUUGUGGAGGACAGGAUCGACGAAUCAGAUCAUUAUUUACUAGGACUGAGCCAGUCAGAAGAGGAUCUACUGGCUGAUGUAAGGAGUGAGGAUCCUGUGGAUGACAUCCAGCAGGAUUGCUGGGGAGACUUGUCCGGUUUGUUAGCUAUUUAUAGGAGGAAGUGUAUGGAGGUUAGUGAGAACUGUGGGGAAAUCAGUGGCAAGCUGACCACUCCUCGUAAACCAAAGGUCAAACGACGACCUUACAGUGCCGGCAGUACCUCCUUAUAUCGCAAAGAUAGUUGUCAGUCUGUGUACACAGUGGACAGUGGUAAGGGGGAGAGCUCAGGGGUGGUCACAACAGACGGAAGUGUCGUUGGUCUGUCUCACGCUACUUCUAAUCUCACUCUGGACAGUGGACUCAGUUUAGCUGAUAGUGAUGCAAGGUCAAGGGUCAAUGACCAGUCCAAGCUGGACAGUAUAACACUGGUGCAGGACUCUCGUGAAACGGACGGUGAAGCAGUGUCCAGGGGAGGAGAUUCCUGUGUGACAGGAGGAACUGUGCCUCCACUGGAGCUCCACACCAAACAACAGGUGGAGCCACUGGAGCUCCCCACCAAACAACAGGUGGAGCCACUGGAGCUCCCCACCAAACAACAGGUGGAGCCACUGGAGCUCCACACCAACCAACAGGUGGAGCCACUGGAGCUCCACACCAACCAACAGGUGGAGCCACUGGAGCUCCACACCAAACAACAGGUGGAGCCACUGGAACUCCUCACCAAACAACAGGUGGAGCCACUGGAACUCCACACCAAACAAGCACCACAGGUGGAGCCACUGGAAGCUGAGCUUGUGGUAGAGGAUGUUGAUGAAGACCGAACAAUAGUGGACACCAAGGCACUGCUGGAGAUAGUGUGUGAGGAACUAACCACUCAUCAAAAGAAACUACAGCAGGAUGCAGAAAUGCCACUAAUACCUAAAGUGGAGCCUGUACCUCCAAAGGAAGAUCUCGAGAUUGUAGCUGAGGUGAAGACUUUAAACAAACAGAAAAAGAAGAAGGCACCACGAAGCGGCCCUAUUGCCCCGUUUGCUCCAGUUUGUUUUGAGAUCAAUGCCAGACCACCAAAGGGAUACCUGUAUUACUUUGCCUAUGGUACAGAGAUGAGCAUAUCAAGGCUUACCACCUAUAUUAAGAGGGAGCCACAGCGUUACUGGGGACUCCUGUUCGGUUUCCAGCUGGUAUUCAAUAAGAAAGGUGCUGACUUAGAGGCGGGAGGCUUUGCCAACAUAGAGUUUAAUCCCUACAGCUCUGUGGAGGGGUGUGUCUACCCAAUUACACAGCAGGAACUGCUUCUACUGGACAAGCAUGUCGGCUAUCCUGAGCACUAUGAACACCUUGUGACCCCACUGUGGCUGAUGAACUCCCUAGAUGACCCUAACGACUACGGUGUGGCCCAGUACUGUGUACCUGCUCUCACCUUCAUUGCCCAGGACAGGUGGAUAGAGACAGAAGAAAAAUUGGAUUGCAGUGGAUCGCUUUCUCAAUGCAUCAAGAGUUCCGAUAUGGUUACACCAGGUUACCAUGAUCACAUGGUCAAUGUGGGCGCAAUAAACAGUGGCAGAGAGCAGAUCGCCGCAGCUUAGUUAUAACAUCAUCUCACUAUAGCUCAUAGGUCCUUUGGUGCGUUAAGGAGGUUAGAUGGAGGAUUCACCAGCCAGAUAAUUCACCUCAGUAUUCAACAGGAGUAUUCAACAAGAGGAAUAUUCACCAGGCUGAUAUUCAAACUUGGUAUUCAACCUAAGUAUUCAACAGGAGUAUUCCACAUGAGUAUUCCGCAGGAGUAUUCCACAAGAGUAGUAAUCAAUACAAACAGUAUUUAAGACAGAUGUUGAGCUAACAUACGUCCAAGUCUAGGACAUCACACAGGUCCAUUGACAACUUAGGUACUUCCUGCCGCUGUUUAGAGUACCCUGCGUGUACUGACCUCCUGUUUAGAGUACCCUGCGUGUACUGACCUCCUGUUUAGAGUACCCUGCAUGUACUGACCUCCUGUUUAGAGUACCCUGCGUGUACUGACCUCCUGUUUAGAGUACCCUGCGUGUACUGACCUCCUGUUUAGAGUACCCUGCGUGUACUGACCUCCUGUUUAGAGUACCCUGCGUGUACUGACCUCCUGUUUAGAGUACCCUGCGUGUACUGACCUCCUGUUUAGAGUACCCUGCGUGUACUGACCUCCUGUUUAGAGUACCCUGUGUGUACUGACCUCCUGUUUAGAGUACCCUGCGUGUACUGACCUCCUGUUUAGAGUACCCUGCGUGUACUGACCUCCUGUUUAGAGUACCCUGCGUGUACUGACCUCCUGUUUAGAGUACCCUGCGUGUACUGACCUCCUGUUUAGAGUACCCUGCGUGUACUGACCUCCUGUUUAGAGUACCCUGCGUGUACUGACCUCCUGUUUAGAGUACCCUGCGUGUACUGACCUCCUGUUUAGAGUACCCUGCGUGUACUGACCUCCUGUUUAGAGUACCCUGCGUGUACUGACCUCCUGUUUAGAGUACCCUGCGUGUACUGACCUCCUGUUUAGAGUACCCUGCGUGUACUGACCUCCUGUUUAGAGUACCCUGCGUGUACUGACCUCCUGUUUCCCCCUGAUUGACAUCAGAUCAACAUUAAUACCUGACAACCACCAUACCAUUAGAUUUGAUUUAAUUUGUACUGAAUGAAUUCUACACCAGUUUAUUUCUACUCCAAACUAUUUGCUCAAACUGAAUAUUUAUAUAAAUAUAUAUAUUUUAGUGAUCAGUAUUAAAUCAUUCUUCUCUCAUCAAUGUAUAUACCAAUGUGUACAAAUAUCAUUUAUCAAAAGUACUUUCAAAAUAUUUAUAUUUCUAAGGUUACAUAACAAUAAUUGUCCUGUAUAAUAUGUAUAUGAUCUAUGUGACAUAGACAAGUAUUUCUACUGUUUAUGUUUAUAUGUUAAUCAGAUCUGAUGUAGGUUGUUAUUUUAUCCUGUUAUAAGAGGUUAUCCCCCUUUGGUAACUAGUACCUGUCAGUCUAGUAUCCAGGCAGUUCUAAGGGAUUGUCUCUCUUCAGUAACAAGAGUGCUGGCUAGUUUUGUUUCCAGACUGUUAUAAGAGGUUAUCCCCCUUUGGUAACUAGUACCUGUCAGUCUAGUAUCCAGGCAGUUCUAAGGGAUUGUCUCUCUUCAGUAACAAGAGUGCUGGCUAGUUUUGUUUCCAGACUGUUAUAAGAGGUUAUCCCCCUUUGGUAACUAGUACCUGUCAGUCUAGUAUCCAGGCAAUUCUAAGGGAUUGUCUCCCUUCAGUAACAGGUGCUAAUUAGUUUUGUUUCCAGACUGUUAUAGCAGGUUAUCCCCCUUUGGUAACAAGUGCCUGUCAGUCUGGUACCCUGGCAGUUUUUUAAAAUGAUUUUUCGGUCUGGUAUCUGGGCAGUUAGGAGGAAUUGUCUCCCUUUAAGAAUUGAUGUUUAUCAGUCUGAUGUCUAGAAUGUCUACCUGUAACAUGUCAAGAACUGUAUCUAUCUCUUUGUAAUUUCUAUAUAAUUGGUCUUGCAGACACCACUUCUGCAGAACUCAUCUUCUUUUCUCAAGUAUUUAUGCAUAUGCUUAUUGUGUUAACAGAGUUUAUUUAUAUAGCCUGUAUAGAAAUAGUCUAUACAGAGUUGUUAUAAGAUACCUCCUUUACUUGAACGGUUUUAUGUUUUUGAGUAUUGUGUAUAAGCUACUUGUUUGUUUUGAUUAAGAUAAUGGACAUUCUUGAGCUGUGGUCCUCAUCCUGUGUGUAAGAAAACAUGGACAAAUAUCAAUAAACGUAUUGUUAAAGUUAUUUUUAUUUAUCAUAGUAAAUUAACAUUUCUGUAGAUUUGAUAUAUAAAUGCAAAAUGUAUUUUACUAUGAGCUUUAGUGGAAUGCCAAAGAAGGAAGGACACACUUUGUAUGUUGCUUUGCUUGUUAGGUGAUAUCCUGUCAAUUGUAUUACAGUUACCACCAUCAGCUACAAUUGUGGAAUAAAAUCUUGUAUAAACCCCUUUUUAUAGUCAGUAACGGCAAUCACAUAGCGUUUCCCUCCUUUAUCAUCUAGGGCGGUAAUCAUGUGACGUCUCUUUUCUUCUGCGUCUGGAGCGGUGGUCACGUGAGGUUACCAUCUUUUACUGUCUAUGACGGCUAUCAGAAACAUUUGCUUCCACUAUCGUCAGGUGUAGCAGUCACGUGAUUCUCUAUCCUUUACUGUAUGUUGCGGUAGUCAUGUGACUGCUAUCCUUUACCGUAUGUUGCGGUAGUCACGUGAAUCGCCAUCCUUUACCGGGCCUCAGACCACAAUUAAUUCUACUAUAUGUUACUACCAAACGCAAAAUUAAAUUAAAUUAUUUUAAAACUUUGAGCAGGGUCUGGUUCCUAUUUCAUACUGUAGGUCUAUUCAGACUGAACAUACAGUGAGCUGGAAAGUACCUCAUGACCGGCAUUUAAGAAAGAUAAUUUCAUUUGAAUGCCACUUCCCUGCAUGUAUAGGGGAAAAUACCAAAAAUCACAAAAUAUCACUACCCAAGCCUCAUCACUCAUUGUGUCCUGCUGCCAAUACAAACUAGGAAACUGUCAAAUAAAUUUAAUCACUAGAAUAGAUAUUGUUGAACAAUUCUAUGUAAAACAAAUGUACAUAUCUGUCAUAGAUCAGACAGGAAAAUAUAUUUAUUAACCCACCUGAAAUGUCCGUAUGCACUACAUUCGCGUACAACGACCCGGAAGUGUAAUUGUGGUCUGAGGCCACCGUAUGUUGCGGUAGUCACAUGAUUCUCUAUCCUUUAUCGUGCGUUGUGGUAGUCACGUGAUUUCGUACACCAUGCUGUGUCUGAUGCAUAUCUAUAAUUACCAACUCUUCCCUGUGAUAACUUAUCCGUCCAGCCUAAGUCUGAUAUCUUGUGUUAAUGGAAAUAUUUUUAUUACUGAUAUUUAUUUACUUUUAGAAAGAUUAAUUUACAAAUGUACGGUAUAUUUAUUAACUUGUUUUUCUCAAGUAAAAUGUUUUUGUUUCCU
Molecule: messenger RNA, 7627 nt
Organism: Mizuhopecten yessoensis (Yesso scallop)
Lineage: Eukaryota; Metazoa; Mollusca; Bivalvia; Pectinida; Pectinidae
Exons: 17
Coding region: 198-4220 (1340 amino acids)
Source: RefSeq, a predicted model, not a curated record